AUGGCUGAGGCGACCCAGCUGCAGCAGCCGCAACAAACAGAGGCUUUGGAGAGGAAGGAGGAUCUGUGUCAGAACUCUGAGGACCGGGAUGAAGACCAGGACCAGUCCAGCACAGAGGGCUCCACAGAGUCCGAAGAUAGCUCUGAAGAGGGCUCCACAGCAAGCCGGACCCCCACCCGUCCCCUGCUCUCCAUCAGGUCUCAGAGUACAAUGGACAUGGAGGAUGACUCUCCGAAUAUGAUAGUCUACAGAAAGGUAAGACAAGCAGGAACAAUCACAUGUGACAUCAUUCAGAUUCAGAUGAUUUCUUAA
Molecule: messenger RNA, 312 nt
Organism: Knipowitschia caucasica
Lineage: Eukaryota; Metazoa; Chordata; Actinopteri; Gobiiformes; Gobiidae
Source: the annotation of a GenBank genome assembly